This is a messenger RNA of Lethenteron reissneri (Far Eastern brook lamprey), 2575 nucleotides long. Its product is annotated as carbohydrate sulfotransferase 5-like. NCBI's taxonomy places the organism in Eukaryota, Metazoa, Chordata, Hyperoartia, Petromyzontiformes, Petromyzontidae. Gene Ontology annotation, biological process: sulfur compound metabolic process; N-acetylglucosamine metabolic process. Gene Ontology annotation, molecular function: N-acetylglucosamine 6-O-sulfotransferase activity. The record is from RefSeq and is a predicted model, not a curated record.
GGGAGAGUUUAGGAGAAGACUGGUUGUUGUUCUCGCGCUAUCGCCAUGGCGUUCCCAUCGUGUCGCCAUCUGCUGCUAGGGUUCCUCGCUCUCUCUCUUGGCCGCCAUCGUCUCCAUGCUCUACCAAACGCCGGGCCUGGCACGAACCAUUCCGUGGCGGCUGCUGGGCGCUUGCAGCACACCCACACAGCCGCCACAACAGCCGCAGCAGCAGCAGCGGACCAACACCCUCAUCCUGUCCAGCUGGCGCUCUGGCUCGUCCUUCCUGGGCCAGGUGUUCAACCAGCACCCCGAAGUCUUCUACCUGAUGGAGCCCUUGAAGCACGUGUGGACCGCCGUGCCAACGAGCGGCGAGCGGGCGCUGCGGGGUGCCACGCGCGACCUCCUGCGCUCGCUGUGCGCCUGCGACGAGACUGUGCUGGAGUUUUACAUCGCUCCGCCUCGCCGACUCGGCUCCCUCUUCCUCUUCCACCACAGCGCGGCUCUCUGUCGGCUCCCUGCGUGCUCCGCCGCCACCGCGGCCAACGCGAGCGGUGCCCACGGGUGCCAGCAGCGGUGCAGCGCCGCGCCCUUCGCGGGGAUCGGCCGCGCGUGCGAGCGGAGCCGCCACGCCGUCGUUAAGAGCGUGCGGCUCUUCGACGCGCGCGCCCUGCGCCCCCUCGUGGCCGACCCCGGCGUGCGCCUCCGGAUCAUCCACCUGGUGCGGGACCCGCGCGCCGUCCUCGCGUCGCGCCGCAAGUUGUCGCGCGUCAGCCUCGAGGAGGACGACCGCGCGGUGCUUGGCCGCGCCGACGCCGGCCGCCCGUCGCGCGACGUCGACGUAAUGGAGGCGAUCUGCCGGAGCAACGACGACGUCGCCGCCGCCGCCGAGGGAGAUCGCCGGGAGGGGCGGACACCGGGAGUCAACGGGGGGCUGAGCGAUGCCUACAUGGCGGUGCGCUACGAGGACCUGGUGAGCGAGCCCGCGAGGACGACGCGGGAGAUGUUCCGCUUUGCCGGCAUCGAGCUGCCCGACGCCGUGGCGGCCUGGGUCGAGGUCAUGACGCAUGGGCAGAGAGACGGCGCGGGAGAGUUCGACGUCGUGAGUUUGCAGUCGCCCGCCGUGGCGCGCAAGUGGCGCCGAAGCCUCCCUUUCGAGGAGGCGCGCGCCGUGCAGAGCGCAUGCCGCGCGGCCAUGCGGAGGUUUCGCUACCGCGAGUUCGCGAGCGCGGGCGAACUCCGCAACGCGAGCAUCGACGCCUUCUACAGAUAGACGGCGGUGGGGGAGAUGGGGGUGAUGGAGAGUGAUGGAGGCUCAUGGUGGUAGGAGUGAUGGAGGGUCAUGGUGAUAGGAGAUGGGAUGAUCGAGAGUGAUGGGAGAGAUGGAGGAUGAUGUCGAUUUGUGGUAGUAAGAUAGGGGAGAUGAAUGGAGAGUGAUGGGGAUGGAUGUGAUCAAUCGAGGGUGUGAUGAAGCGAUGGAGGUGAUAGAGCGUGGACGUGAUGGAGAGUGGUCGAUGGGGUGAUGCGAAUGAUGGAGAGUUAUGUGGCAUUCAUUAUUGCUAUCUGCUGCACUGAUUAGAUGCUAUGCGUUCAUGUCCUUAGUGUCCUGAGAUCCACAGGGAGGUCACGGUCUAAGCACCCACUUCUCUCAAUAUAUAUGCGGAAGUAAGAUGUGUGUGUGUGUUCGUGUGUGUUGUUUUAAGUAAUUAUCGUGUUGAUUUGAAGCUUUCGUGACUGCAGGAAUCCAUACUCUUUGGUUCUUUCGGUAAAGUCACGUAGGUAUAAAAUAAAUCACGUUUCGGGCGCAACACAAGCGUCCAUCAUCAGGUGGAAAAGCAUGGUCUGCUGCUGAGGCAGACUGUUUUAAAAAGGUUUGAAAUGGGAGUACCUCAAGGGUUAUAAAGAAGUGGCCGGGGAUAGUGAUGUUAAUGUGAAGGAUUAGCAUGUAACUGUAGAAAAGAAGAAGUGUAGUUCCGUGUUGUUGCUAUUGUGCCGUGUUGUUGUUGUUCCGUGUUGUUGCUGUUGUUCCGUGUUGUUGUUGCUGAUGUUCUGUGUUAUUGUUCCGGUUGUUCCGUGUUGUUGUUGCUGAUGUUAUGUGUUGUUGUUCCGGUUGUUCCGUGUUGUUGCUGUUGUUCCGUGUUGUUGUUGCGGUUGUUCCGUGUUGUUGUUCCGGUUGUUCUGUUAUUGCUGGCGUUCUAUUGUUGCUGUUAUUCGGUGUUGUUCCGUGUUGUUGCUGUGCUUCUGUGUUAUUGUUCCGUGUUGUGGUUGUUCAGUGUUGUUUCUCCAUGUUGUUUGUGUUGGUCCGUGUUGCUGUUCUGUGUUAUUGUUGUUAUGUGUUGUUGUUCCUUGAUGUUGUUGCUAUUGUUCCAUGUUGUUGUUCCGUGUGUUAUUGUUCCGUGAUGUUGUUGUUGCUGUUCCGUGUUGUUGUUGUUCCGUGAUGUUGUCCUUCCGUGUUGUUCCGUGCUGUUGUUGUUCCUGUUGUUCCGUGCUGUUGUCCCAUGUUGUUGUUUUUCUGUGCUGCUGUUGUUUUUCCGUAUUGUUGGUGUUUUCUCGUGUUAUUCUGUGAUGUUGCUGUUCUGUGUUGUUCCGUGUUGUU